UCGAUGGUCAUGGUAGCAGCAUCAUCUCUUCACGCUCACAAAGUUCUCUCUUCAUGCAACCAAAUUUCACCUUCCUUUCUUCAUUUCAGUCAACGCUACAACAACCCAAUAAGCCAACAACCACAACAAAGGCGAAGACAUUCAAGCUCCUUCAAUGGCGCCUACAGCUAUGUUAUCAAAGCUUACAUGGAGAACCCAAACUCCAUCUCCGGUUUCGCUAACAAAGUCAUCGGUUCUCUCCCUAUAAUCGGGCUUGUCGCCAGGAUUUUCAGCGAUGAAGGUGGUGUUGGUGGAGAUAUCAUUGAUUUUGCUGAAUUUAGAAGAAGGGUCGGCAAGAAAUGUACCGUUACUGAUUCCAGAGCCUUUUAUGAGUUCCAACAGAGGAGAGGCCGGGCAGGGGAUCCUCUGUAUGUUCUGCUAUGUUGUUGGCUAGCAGCUGUGGGUGCUGGUCUUCUUAAAUCCGAGGAGAUAUUGGAGGGUGUGGCAAGGCUUCGGAUUUCGAAUGAUAUCGAAUUUGAAGAGCAGAAUUUUAUUGCAAUGAUGAAUGAAGCAAGAGAGAGAAGAGCGAAGUUGAAUGCUGGUGCCCCAAAUCUUCCCAUGGUGAUUCGAGCUGAAAAGGCCGUCGAUGCGAUUUAUGUCUGUUGCUUCGGGAGAGAUCCGAUCGAAGAGGAAGAGGAGAGCUUGCUUGACAUCAUGCUAAGAGCAGUUUUCCCAACCGUUGAGCAAUCAACGAUUCAAAAAAUCAUCAAGGAGAAGGCAAUCAAAGUAGCAGAAGGUGGUGAUGAUGCAGACAUUGUUCCGGAACCAAAGCCAUUGUCAAAGGAAGCUGUACAAAUGCAAAUGAAAGACCUUGAAUUCCUUAAACAAAACAAGGAGACGUGAAACAACUGAAACUUGGAUGAUGCAAGAAACUGAAGGUAAGAAAAUGGCUUACUGAUAUCGAAAUCAUCGAUCACUUCCAUCAAGAAAUGGAUCCUCCAUGUUCAGAUCGCUCUCGGUUGCAGAUAAAUCACGGAGUUUUAAACCAGCCUUCCAUUUUCCCAUUUUCUCUGUUUAUGCAUCUUGUUGUUUCUUGUAGUUUGGA
Molecule: messenger RNA, 1084 nt
Organism: Hibiscus syriacus
Lineage: Eukaryota; Viridiplantae; Streptophyta; Magnoliopsida; Malvales; Malvaceae
Product: photosystem I assembly factor PSA3, chloroplastic-like
Exons: 4
Coding region: 4-882 (292 amino acids)
Biological process (GO): photosystem I assembly
Source: RefSeq, a predicted model, not a curated record